Messenger RNA from Trichoplax adhaerens, 783 nucleotides. RefSeq lists its product as uncharacterized. The transcript has 12 exons. NCBI's taxonomy places the organism in Eukaryota, Metazoa, Placozoa, Uniplacotomia, Trichoplacea, Trichoplacidae. The record is from RefSeq and is a predicted model, not a curated record. The coding region runs from base 1 to 783 and encodes 260 amino acids. Gene Ontology annotation, biological process: maturation of LSU-rRNA; maturation of 5.8S rRNA. Gene Ontology annotation, cellular component: nucleolus; preribosome, large subunit precursor.
AUGCCUCAAAAUGAAUAUAUCGAAUUGGCCAGGAAACGCCAUGGCCAACGUUUGGAUCACUUUGAAAGAAUGCGGAAAAGAGAAGCUAGGAAACCCCAUGCUUUAGCACAAAAAGCCAAGAAACUUAAGGGCAUAAAAGCUAAGCUUUAUCAUAAACAAAGAUAUUCCGAGAAAGUACAGAUGCAAAAGACACUCAAGAUGCAUGAAAAGAAGAAAAGCAAAACAAAGAAAGAAGAUGCAGUUCCUGAAGGUGCUGUACCAGCCUAUCUGUUGGAAAGAGAAGGCCAAAGUCGCGCUAAAAUUCUUAGUAAUAUGGUUAAGCAGAAGCGGAAAGAGAAGGCUGGUAAAUGGACUGUGCCAUUGCCAAAGGUGCGUGCCGUUGGCGAAGAGGAGGUAUUUAAAGUUCUUCGAACUGGCAAAAGCAGAAAAAAAGGCUGGAAAAGAAUGAUUACUAAGGCGUGCUAUGUUGGAGAAAACUUUACCAGAAAACCUGCUAAAUUCGAACGAUUCAUAAGACCUAUGGGGUUGCGUUUUAAGAAAGCUCAUGUUACUCAUCCUGAAUUGAAAGCUACAUUUUGCCUUCCAAUUAUUGGAGUCAAAAAGAAUCCUCAAUCUCCCAUGUUUACCCAAUUGGGAGUUAUCACCAAAGGAACUGUCGUAGAGGUCAAUGUAAGUGAACUCGGUUUAGUAACUCAAGGCGGUAAAGUAGUUUGGGGCAAAUAUGCGCAAGUAACGAAUAAUCCAGAAAAUGAUGGUUGCAUUAAUGCUGUUUUAUUAGUAUAA